Messenger RNA from Dipodomys ordii (Ord's kangaroo rat), 1984 nucleotides. RefSeq names its product NFKB inhibitor interacting Ras-like 2 (gene Nkiras2). The coding region runs from base 96 to 671 and encodes 191 amino acids. The transcript has 4 exons. Lineage: Eukaryota; Metazoa; Chordata; Mammalia; Rodentia; Heteromyidae. The record is from RefSeq and is a predicted model, not a curated record. Gene Ontology annotation, molecular function: GTPase activity; GTP binding. Gene Ontology annotation, biological process: canonical NF-kappaB signal transduction.
CGCAAAGGGGGCGGGCCCACGGAGCCUGCUUCCAGCCGGAGGAAGAGGGAACCCCUUAAGGUCGGGGUUACACCUCCUCAGGUUGGAGGUUAAGCAUGGGGAAGAGCUGCAAGGUGGUUGUGUGUGGCCAAGCAUCUGUGGGCAAAACUUCAAUCCUGGAGCAGCUUCUGUAUGGGAACCAUGUAGUAGGUUCUGAGAUGAUUGAAACCCAGGAGGACAUAUACGUGGGUUCAAUUGAGACAGACCGGGGAGUACGGGAGCAGGUGCGUUUCUAUGACACCCGGGGACUUCGAGACGGGGCUGAGUUGCCCCGGCACUGCUUCUCCUGCACCGAUGGCUAUGUCCUGGUCUACAGCACGGACAGCCGAGAGUCCUUCCAGCGUGUGGAGCUGCUCAAGAAGGAGAUUGACAAGUCCAAGGACAAGAAGGAGGUUACCAUCGUGGUCCUUGGCAAUAAGUGUGACCUGCAGGAGCAGCGACGUGUAGACCCAGAUAUGGCUCAGCAUUGGGCCAAGUCAGAGAAGGUGAAGCUAUGGGAGGUAUCGGUGGCUGACCGCCGCUCCCUCCUAGAGCCCUUCGUCUACCUGGCCAGCAAGAUGACCCAACCCCAGAGCAAGUCUGCCUUUCCCCUCAGCCGCAAGAACAAGGGCAGCGGCUCCUUGGAUGGCUGAAAACCUGCUGUUCUUUCUUCACUUUCCUAACCCCAUUCUAGCUUCUGGGGCUCUAAAGGAUGGAUUGACAGCAAGGGGUACAUAGGCAAGCUUUAGGGGAGACACUCUAGGCGGCCAGCUGGGCUGGCCUAGGCCAAAGCCACUUCUGUUCCCUCUCUAGGAGGUGGGUGGGGCUACUUGUAGGUCAUCUUCCCUUCCAUCUGCCCUGGGAAGGCUGAAGAGCUCCCAUACUGAAGUGCCCAAUUACAGGUCUGCUCCUAUUACAGGGUCUUAACCCUCUGCAUUUCCUGCCAGUAAUAUGCAUAUAUCUAAAGCAUCCAGCCUGGACUUGAGAAAGACAUGCUGGUGAUAGGGAUGGCUCCUCAUCCCUCACCUUGAUCUUUCCAUAGCCAGUUCUUGGCUGGAAGAAGACAGCCUCCUGGGAGUGUCAAUUUGUGUUUGAAGUCUUAACUCCCUUCCCCCAACUGUUUCACUUCCUCUUCCUGCUUUGGGAGGAGAUGGGCCUCAUUGGUUGAGGCUGAACUGAGUGAUGACUAAGCUGUGAGUCACCAGCUGACUGUGUGGCCCAGUAAGGCAAUUCUCCUCUGGCUGUGGGUUUGUUUUUCUCAUCUGUAAUUUGACAGGAGUUGCUUAAUCCAUCUCCUGGAUCCUUUUCAGCUCUAUGAUUUUCUAAAGGCUGUGGCUUUGCCCCCUUGCUUUUCUCUCUUUAAGGUGCUAUACCUACCAGCCCUGGAGGCUGGGCUUCUCUCCCUCCAACCACUAGGGGGCAAGAGUGCACUCUCAGUUGCCAGUGGCAAUCUAGUACCCAGUCUGCAGACCACCCCAUGGGAACUGGUCUUCAUUCCUCUCUCUCUGGUUGUUUUCAGUGAGUAGCUGGAUUUAUAUUUAUAUUCCCUGUAUUUAUAUGCCUGAUGCCAUGGUGAAGGCUGGACAAGGUGCUCCUCUAGCCCUUCAUCCUUACCUCAGAUGCCUGAAUAAAACCAGGCAAACCAGUAGCAGCCUCCUGAGCUAAUAAGCCUUGUGUUUUGAGGUUCAGAAGGGAGGCUGUACACAGGCAUGCUAUCAAGUGAGCUUACAACCCCGAUUUCCAGUGCCCACUUUUUGUUUCUAGUAUGUAUAGCUGGCGUGGGUGAGACACUACAACCAGGCAACCUCCAAUUCAUACUUCUCUACUGAACAGAAGUAUAGGGGCUGGUACCCAGGGCUGGGAAAGGAGAGUUCAGGGCAUCUUCAGGCUCAAAGUUCAUUUAUUGUUGUGUUGGACACAAUAAAACCACAACUGCUGUUAUCAAAAAGUUCCCCCCACCCUUCUU